Molecule: messenger RNA, 8010 nt
Organism: Hypomesus transpacificus
Lineage: Eukaryota; Metazoa; Chordata; Actinopteri; Osmeriformes; Osmeridae
Exons: 10
Coding region: 563-7174 (2203 amino acids)
Molecular function (GO): protein binding
Source: RefSeq, a predicted model, not a curated record
CGGUGCGCACAUUGGCACGCUCAGACUGGUGGAAGUACUGUCUGGAUAUAUUUCGGAAAAUAGCUACUUCAUCCCGUUAAGUUACUUUGUUUAUGUAGACUGUCCAGUUGUAGGUCUCUAUCGUCACAUGUUUCCAAAUAUUUUGUAUUGAUAAUCACAAAUUUACAUUUAAAGUCGUUGGUGAACAACGUAAGCUAGCUAGCUUAGAUAACCAAUGAGCCGAAUAGUCGGGGAAGGUUAGAUACCCAGCUGUCAGUCCUUUCUUGGGGUUUGAGGGCGCCUUUUAGUUGUCCAUGACGUUAGCUGGGUUAGAUAGCUGGAUUCCUAAACUAACUUCGUUGUCAAAUAACACCUUUUUUCAUCAUUAAUACACGACAUACGAACACACUCAAAAGCAGGCCUCGGUUUGGAAACAAUGAGCAGUGGGUAGUAGUAUGUGGCCCCUACUUCAAAAGCUAGCUAGCUAGCUAGCCUAGCUAAGCUACUACUAGUAGUAGCUGCAAACUGAGUCGCUAGACAGUCGGAGCGGAGCCUGGCCGAUGGAAAGCGCCGCUUUUUGUUGAUGAGGACACCUCCAGCCAGCAAGAUGAAGGGGCUCCAGACGGAUGCCUGUAACCCACCCAAUGUACAUCAUCACACAAUGCUCGAGCAGGACAUGUCAAACGAGGCAGCCAACCACACUGGCCGGCCCCUUCUCUUCCACAACCAGGACUGCACCUCCGAAUCAGACUCGGGCCCCCAUCACAGUGGAGGUGUGGUCCACAUCGUGUCAUCCUCAGACCCCAAAUGGCACAGCAGCACUGAAUGUGACCCAGCCACCGAAGGGCUCAGCAACGGGGCGUGCGGCCUGGAGAAUGUUUCGUCCCACUGUGACAACAGCACUGACCUUGCACUGAGCCACUGCGUGUCUGACAUCUCCAACGACCUCUCCCUCCCAGAAGUCUGCAUCUCCUCCAACACUGCAGUGCAGGAAGACGACUUGAGCUAUGAGAUCCAACAGGCUUACAGGAUAUUCAGUGGGUUCCUUCUGGACAAGCACAAGGGCAUCACAACCCCCUUCCUUCACCCUAUUGGGCUGGAGGAUCAGAGUGGGAUGGGGCUCAGGGUCAGAGGUCAGACCAGGCAGUCUAUGUGUCUGAGAAGAAUGCAGGAGAAGUUCCUAGGCCGGGAGUAUGAGACAAUAACCGAGUUUGUAGCCGAUUUCAGGCUGAUGCUGGAGAACUGUUAUCGGCACCACGGGGUGGACCAUUGGGUCUCCAAACAAGCCCAGAAACUGGAGAUCAUGCUGGAACAGAAGCUCACCUUGCUUUCCAGAACCCUGCGAGAGAGGACCACUCUGGUGAUGACGUCCAAGGGUCGCUUCGGGGCGGAGGACCAGCGUGGCCCCGCUCUGGGGGGGACGUCCACCCGGAGAAGGUCGGUGCCCCGCAGCCUGGCCACCCUCACCGUGGGCGGGCACGAGUCCCUCAUGGUCCAGGCUCUACGUCUGGAGGAGCAGCAGAGGGUGAAGGAGGAGAGGCGGCAACGAGAGCUGGAGAAGAAGGAGGCGGAGGAGACGUCCGCCAAGGAGGUGGAGGAGUGGGAGAGCGUCCUCCUCUCCCAGGCCUCCCCCUGGUCCAUCCACACCAUGUGGGAGCUGCCCGCCAUCGGCCACUUCCUGUGCCUGGCCCAGACGGCCCUCAACCUCCCGGAGAUCGUGUUCUUCGAGCUGGAGCGCUGCCUCCUGAUGCCUCGCUGCAGCUCCUUCCUGGCCAAGGUCAUGAGCUCCCUGCUGUGCGCUCCCCAGAGGAGGCCCACGCUGCACCGCCGGCCCGCCCUUCCCUACCGCCGCUGGGAGGCGGAGCUGAGGCUGAGGGUGCUGGGCUGGUACCGGGCCGUGGGGGCCGCCGAGGACCAGAGGCCCCGGGCUGAGCAGCUGGGACUGGACCAGCAGGUGUUUCGUAAGCUCGGGGAAGUCAGUCCCCUGGAGGAGCACCCCUUCCACCUGCUCUCCUUCCUCCAGCGCGUGUGGCUCCUCAAGGCGCUCUGCGACAACGUGUACCAGACCCAGAAGGAGGUCCAGGACGCCGUGCUGGGCCAGCCUAUCCACGAGUGCCGCGAGUCCAUCCUGGGCUACGACGGGCAGGAGAACGCCUACAUCCACUUCCCCCACUUCUGCGGCGCCGACCUGAGGAUCUACUGCCAGAGCCCCAGCCUGCCGCCCCAGUUCCCCCUGCCGCCUGUCCAGGUGCGCAGGCUGGAGCCCGCGGAGGGGGAGGACGGGGGGGACUCUGACCCGCAGAAGGGGGAAGAACAGGAGGAGGUGGAGGAGGGUGCUGGGAGUUGUAGUCUCCUGGUCUCGAUGAAGACGGAGGAGCCGGAGGAGAAGCAGGUGGGGGGAGGGGUCGGAGGGGAGAACGGCGAGGUCAGCGGGGCGGGGAUGUUUCACCCCCCCUGGGGGCUGAAGAAAGAGGAGGCUUCGUCAUCGGACGAGGAAGAGGUGCUGAAGGAAGACUUGAAACUGAAUGUAAGGAGGAGUAGUCGGCGCUCCCUUGCUGGCCAAUCAGGAUCCAGGGACUGUGUCAGUUCUGGGGGGAGGAGUCGGAGGAGCGGCAUGAAGGAGGAGCCCCUGUCUGAGGAGGACGUCAACGUCCGACACCGAGUCAAACGACAAGUCCAAACCGAGUUCCGUGAACCCUGUCUGAGCGUUGGGGAACACAGCUACACAGGGAGGUCUCCUGCUCGCUCCGCCCCCACACCCGCCAGAACGCCAAAGGUGGAGGCGGGGGCCGCCCCCUCCCCAGCUGAAGUUCACGGGACCUGUCUAGAAUGUUCUCAGGGCUCGGGGUCUGAGCUGCACCGUAACUGUCACUGCUCCUCAGCCCGCCUGUCGUCUGGGUCAGAGUCCUGGUCGGGGUCCGAGUCGGGGUCCAGCCAGGACAGACCUUCAGAUGGAGGCAGGAUGGAGAGAAUACGAACCAAGAGAAAGAAGAGGAAGAGAAAGCGGGGCGGGGGGAGGGUGCUGCGGUCUCUGACGGGGGGUGGAGGGGGAAGGAAGAGGCCGGACAGGAACUGCCGGUGCCAGGACAAGGCUGCCGAGUCGGCCCUGGGGACAGCUGAUAACUGCACAGUGAUGAAGGACAGGAGGAGGAAACAGGAAAUAGGGAAAACUGUGGAGACCCAGAAACUGGCCUUAAAGAAAACCAAGCCUCUGUUUCAGGUUGAACCAGCGUUUAAGUUGGUGUGCACGAGCCUGCAGGAGCUGAGGGAGCUGAUCAGCAGGACUGAAGAUGAGCUGGAUGAACUGGAGAGCGCCAAGAAGAGAGCUGUUGGUGGCCGCUGGUACUUUAGGAGAGAGGCGGUGAAGGACCUUCACAUCACGCUAAUCCGCCUGCUCAACGAGCUCUCUCCCUGGGAGCCGAAACUGGUCAAGGCCUUCCACCGGAAUAGACUGCGUCUGAAAAAGGACCACGACGACUUCAAGAGGCACCCCGAGUAUGCCAACUUCGUCCGGGAGGAGUGGGUGGCGGAGGAGGUGGCGAGGCGCGCUAGGAGGGGAGACGGGGCCUCCUCUUCCUCCUCCUCCUUUUCCGACUGCAGUAGUAGACUGGAGGAGGAGGAGGAGGACACUGUCCCCAGGGGGUUGUGGGCUGCAGCUGACCUGAAGCAGGUAGGCACAGAGGCUGCGGCAGAUGGCCUGGUGACUCUUCAGCAAGUCGGGACCCCAGGUGACCUUCGACCUAUCACGCGUUACCUGAAGCGUAUGGGGAGCGACGUCGAGGACCACCCAGCACUGAGGAAGAGAUGCCGGGCCGCCAGCGGUGCUGACUCGACCGUGCCCUCUUCAUGUGGGGGGGAAGCGGAGCUCCAGAGCACACCGGGAGCCAGGGAACAGAACCCAGCAGGUGUGGUCCAGACUCAGAUCCAGACUCAGAUCCAGGCUGGGCGAACUGGACCCGCUGUUCAGUCCCCUGCCGUGGGCUACCCCAGGAGGUAUCAGCCUAUACCAACCCUUCUAGCCAAGAGUGUGGGCAAUAAAGUGACCUUAAUGCACCGGCCUCCUUCUCCGGAACCCCCCCCUGCACCACCUGCUCAACCUGGCCAGCCUCCGAAUAGAACUUUGACGUCCUCCUCUCCCCACGCCACCGGGCCUUCCCUCCUCGCCUCCCUUCAACACUCUCAACCCCCCAGCUCCCUGCCAACCUUUACUCCCACCCCUGCAGCCAAGCUAAAACUCCCGGCCGCAUCCUCCGCUACGGCCCCCAUGGCGGGCAAAUCCCCUGGCCCUUCAUCCCCUGUACCAAAGAGCCCUGUCCGGGUGGUGUACCAGGUGCCAGAGGCCCUGGGCCUGCUCAAGAAGGACGGCAGCCCGGUCAAGAUCUCCGUCCAGCCCCUGCUGGACCAGAAGACCAGGGACCAGAUCAUGCACCAAGUGGUGAUCCUGCCCAGCAACCUGCUCCUCCACAGGCCCUCUGAGGAGAGGAAGGCCCCUCGGGGCUCCUCCCCCUCCAAACCCUCCGCUCCCCUCUCCGGGCUCUCCCUCCCAGGGGGGAGCAGCAUACCCAUCCAGCCAGUGGCUCCUCUCAAGGAGCCCAGAGGGGGGAGAGAAGGAACCCUAUCUCCCCCUGUCCCCACCAGGCAGCUCCAGACUCUACCAGCAGGCUUUAAGGUUGUGCAUGCCCCAGGCUCCAAAACAAGCACACCCCAGACUGUAAUGCCAAAUAGGUCCCUCACUGCCAGUGCUGUGUCUACGGACUCCAGUGACACACAUGUGGACCCCAAACAGGAGCUGAAGACCAUCUGCAUCCGGGACUCGCAGUCCAUCUUGGUCACCACUAGAGGGGGCAACACUGGCGUGGUGAAGGUCCAGGCCUCCUCAGAACAGAAUCCUCAUGGGUUGUCCCCAAGCAGCCCUGUCAUCACCAUCUCCCCUCAGCUAAAAGCCUUCUUGGUGUCCAAGACCUCACCACCUCCUCUUGCUCCUUCUCCUGAUCCUUCCUCCGCAGCCUCCAGCAGCUCUAUGGUCCCCCAGUCCCAGUCUGCCCCCUCUGGGUUGAGGAUCUCCACGCGUCCUGCCCUCCGCCACACCCCCGUCUCCCCAUCCUCCCCCAGCAUUCCAGCAAGCAGUGUUGUCACCCUGGCCCUGAACCGGGGCCCCGGCCUCAUCACCCUCCCAGCUGCAGCUAAGCCUGGUCUGGCCUCGGCCUCACAGACCCCUGUUGCUGUAAGCACCCAAGGUCCCCUCUCUCCUAACUACCCUGUCACUCUCCCCCAAAGCCCCUCCAUGCCCAUGCUAGGGCUCACCCAGAAUGCACUGCUGCAGUGUGUCAGCAGUCCUGCUGGGAAGAGGGCGGGUGCUGAUGACAAGCAACCAAUCACAAAAUUCAUAUUGGUCACACCCACCUCUAACGCCACCCCCACCCCCAUCAAACCUGUGGUCCUUCCGGGUUCAAAGCUGAUGUUCGUCAGCCAAUCCACAGUGUGCUCCUCCCCUUCCACCACCUCCUCCAUAGGAAGCAUUCCAAAACAGGCCCAAGUGCCUGGGGUUGCAGGUCAGCCCUUGACCUCGUCAGAACCAGCUGAUGCUGGGAAGAAAGAAGCCCGUCUGAAUCCAAACGUGUGCAACACCAGCACCUCAGAGGUUCUGUCUAAGGUUCCAAGUUUUCCUCUCCCCUCUGGGGUUCAGAUCAGAUUACCGGGCCACACCUCCAGCCAUGCGACCCAGCCCCCAGUGAAGAGCAGCCCAUUCUGUAUCUCCAGGCCCGGCAGCCUGGCUGCCUCCUCCACUGGCCUGGUGUUGGUCCAGAGCACCAGCACCAGCCCCACGCUGGGGCCUGUUGGAAGCAGAGGGUCUGGAGACAAAAAGGUAGAGACCCCCCACUGCGCAGUCAGAACCACACAAGCCACACCUCCCCACAUCCAGGAUCCCCAGUACCACAACCCCUCCGGUGCUGUUGGUACACCUGCACAGAUGAUCAAGGCUCCUCCCCCUUCCCCCAGAGCCAUGCCAUCUUCACCUGGGAGACCAGCAGGUAACGUUUGUACCAGCCCCACCCCGGGCACCACUGGCACAGUACAGCAGAGAAUCGUCAUCAACACGUCAGCCCCACUGGCUGCCGGGACCCAGAUUCUCCUCAACAACACCCGCUUCGUGGUGCCCCCUCAGGGGCUUGGUCCUGGGAGCCACAUCCUUAUUAUCACCAGCCCAGCACCAGCCCCUCAGGGGGCCAGCCCUGCCACUUCGUGUCCAUUAGGGUCCACCCUCCCUGGAACACUUCCCCCGUUGUCAGCCCCUCUCCCUGUUGGAGCUCCUGCCUUGGUUCCGGUUCCAACCAGGUUGGCUGGAACAGUGGUCCCAGCUCUGGCCCCCACCCAGCCUGCACAACAAGGGCCAAGGACGGCCACUCCAGGAGCUCAGCCACAAAAAGUAGCACUUAGACCCCCAGCAGCCACCUCUGUCCACCCCACCAUCUCUCUCUCUGUCCCUCGGCAGGUAGGAGCGGUCAGAGCUCCUCUGCUGGCCAGUAGCAUCUUGUCCUCCUCCUCUCCGCCUGGUAGCUUCGGUGCUGGCCAGGUGGUUGGAAGCACACAAAGCACUGUCAAACAGGCUGUUCUACCGACAGGAGCCACCAAGACGCCUGUCAGAGCGCAGCUCAUGUCCACUGUUCAGCCAAUCCAAGCACUUACAACACGGACACAGGGUCCGCCCACGGCAGCUGUUCCACCAAUAGGCAGCGCACUUUCCCGGGUUCAGUCUUUACCCAUCGCCACGGUACUACCAAUCGGCAGCUCCUUCAAUAGCACCCAGGUGUCUCCUGUAGCAGUGGUGCCUCCAUCCAAUAGCACUGUAAUAACUACACCAGCUCAACCAAUCCGGACAUUGAGGACGUCGGAGACCGUCACCGUGCCUGUCGCUCUACCCAAUCAAAUGCAGGAUUUGGAGAAACCACUUGUACAGGUCCCAGUCAUGUCUCCAGUGGUACCUACCAAGUUGCUGGUGAGUCCAGACGGUGCUGUACUGAACCCGGUCCUGGGACCAAUUUAUCAGGCCAGCCCUGUGGGUCUCUCUGCCCUGAACUCCACCCUAGUGGUCAGUCCCAGUGUCUCCUCGGUCAGGGUCCUACCCAGCCUGGCCUCAGACGGCUCCAUGGAUGGUACCCCUACCCAGACAGGCACUGGCUCGCCUGACCUGUGAACUCUGACCUUUUGACUUGGUGUUCUGAAGAACUUGGUGUUCUGAACCCCAUUCUAUACUCGGCGAGUAGUGUAGUCAUUGGUAGCAAGGUUGUGUUCAGUUUGAGUUCUUGUUGGUUCUCGUGAAAGAUGAAGAGGGCCCUUGUUGCUCUGGGAGACGCUUCCAGGUCAUCAGAGUGGAAUCUUCAGGGUUUGAAUUGACACCUCGUCUUCAAAAGAAAAACGUGCUGGUUGAGUCGUAUGUAAACUUUAUUCUAGAUUAACUCUUUAGUUGACUCUGUUUGAAUCUGUUUGCUGAAGAGACUGUGGAAUAGACUGGAGGGGUAUUAAAUCUUAUGAUGAUGUUCUAUUUUUGUAUGCAAAAUUUUGUUUUGUUGCCCUCUAACAAAAUUGAUAGUUCAGUCGAUCUGUCACUCAAAUUUAUUAUAAUUCAUGGCCGUAUUAAAACAUGUUGUUGGAUCACAAGGUUUGAAUGUUCCUAUUAUAUUACUUUACAUUGAAAUGUAACAUUAAGUGAUGCCCUUUAGAAUUCAUAGGAUUGGAAGAACUUCAACAACUUCUUAUUCCUAUGAUUCCUCCCUCAGACCAACUGCAGAAUGGUUCUGAGAUUUGCUCCUAAAAAGAAUGUGGGAUUUACAUAUUUCCAAACGUUAGCACAGGUUUUCUGUCUUUUCAACCAACAAGCUGUUUGGGAAAAAAUAAGCGAACAUUCACUCAGAUUGAAGUGCAACUAAUUAUUUAUUUUUACCAUAUAGAUUUUUCAAAAUAUUUAGUGGAUACAUUUUCAUUGAAUAACUGUGGACAUUUCUGCCUGGUAAUAAAUGUGACUGUCCUUUC